Molecule: messenger RNA, 1261 nt
Organism: Emys orbicularis (European pond turtle)
Lineage: Eukaryota; Metazoa; Chordata; Testudines; Emydidae
Gene: EIF3H
Product: eukaryotic translation initiation factor 3 subunit H
Exons: 8
Coding region: 33-1082 (349 amino acids)
Cellular component (GO): eukaryotic translation initiation factor 3 complex; cytoplasm; eukaryotic 43S preinitiation complex
Molecular function (GO): metallopeptidase activity; protein binding; translation initiation factor activity
Source: RefSeq, a predicted model, not a curated record
UUCCGGCCGGCGUGGGGGAAGCGUUUCGCAACAUGGCGUCUCGCAAGGAAACCACGGUGGCCGCCAGCACCGGCUCCUCCGCAGCCGCCAGCAAAGCCAGGAGCAAGGCGGCCUCGGGGGACUCGGCCGUCAAGCAGGUGCAGAUCGACGGGCUGGUUGUGUUAAAGAUUAUUAAGCAUUACCAAGAAGAAGGACAGGGGAAUGAGGUGGUCCAGGGAGUGCUGCUGGGACUUGUGGUGGAUGACAGGCUUGAAAUCACCAACUGCUUUCCAUUCCCUCAGCACACAGAAGAUGAUGCAGACUUUGAUGAAGUUCAAUACCAGAUGGAAAUGAUGCGAAGCCUUCGCCACGUAAACAUUGAUCAUCUUCAUGUUGGCUGGUACCAAUCUACUUACUAUGGCUCUUUUGUCACUCGUGCCCUCCUGGACUCCCAGUUCAGUUACCAACAUGCAAUUGAGGAGUCUGUAGUUCUCAUUUACGAUCCCAUUAAGACUGCCCAAGGGUCUCUGUCGCUAAAGGCUUACAGACUGACUCCCAAACUGAUGGAAGUUUGCAAAGAGAAAGAUUUCUCUCCAGAAGCAUUGAAAAAAGCAAAUGUUGCAUUUGAGCACAUGUUUGAAGAAGUGCCCAUUAUAAUUAAGAAUUCGUACCUGAUCAAUGUUAUGCUUUGGGAGCUGGAAAAGAAAUCGGCAGUAGCAGAUAAACACGAAUUGCUCAGUCUGGCUGGCAGUAAUCACUUGGGGAAGAGCCUGCAACUGCUGAUGGACAGAGUGGAUGAAAUGAGCCAGGAUAUAGUUAAAUACAACACUUACCUGAGGAACACAAGCAAGCAGCAGCAGCAGAAACACCAGUACCAGCAGAGACGUCAGCAAGAAAACUUACAGAGACAGAGUCGAGGAGAGCCUCCGCUUCCUGAAGAGGACAUGAGCAAACUGUUCAAACCUCCACAGCCCCCUGCCAGAAUGGAUUCACUGCUUAUUGCAGGUCAGAUUAAUACCUAUUGCCAGAAUAUCAAGGAGUUUACUGCACAGAAUCUGGGCAAACUCUUCAUGGCACAGGCUCUUCAAGAGUACAAUAACUAAAGAGAAAAAAAUCUGGUAUUUGAUAUAAUCUCCAGCAAAAGGAGAUGCCCUGACUCUCAGUUUAUACUUCUGACAACACUUUUAAAAACAUGGUGUAUUGGAAAAAUAUCUUGUGAAACCAAGGCACACAGGUUUGCCUAGAAUUCUCUUCUAAAGAAAAAUAAAAGCAAAUUUUAACA